Molecule: messenger RNA, 738 nt
Organism: Penicillium verhagenii
Lineage: Eukaryota; Fungi; Ascomycota; Eurotiomycetes; Eurotiales; Aspergillaceae
Product: dolichyl-phosphate beta-D-mannosyltransferase
Exons: 2
Coding region: 1-738 (245 amino acids)
Biological process (GO): GPI anchor biosynthetic process; protein O-linked glycosylation via mannose
Cellular component (GO): endoplasmic reticulum membrane
Molecular function (GO): dolichyl-phosphate beta-D-mannosyltransferase activity
Source: RefSeq, a predicted model, not a curated record
AUGAGCGCUACCAAGAACAAGUACUCGGUCAUUUUGCCGACCUACAACGAACGCAAGAACCUCCCUAUUAUUAUCUGGCUGCUCCAGAAAACCUUCAACGAGAGCAAGCUAGACUGGGAAGUUAUCAUUGUUGACGAUGGUUCCCCUGACGGCACCCUCGAGAUCGCAAAGCAACUCCAGAAACUCUAUGGCGCCGAGCACAUCAUCCUGAAGCCUCGCGAAGGCAAGCUCGGCCUAGGAACCGCCUAUGUGCAUGGCCUGCAGUUCGUGACCGGCAACUUUGUCAUCAUCAUGGACGCCGACUUCAGCCACCACCCUAAGUUCAUCCCCGAGAUGGUCCGCAUUCAGAAGGAGAGCGAUGCCGACAUUGUGACCGGCACCCGGUACGCCAACCGCGGAGAUAUUAAGGGGGGUGUCUAUGGCUGGGAUUUGAUUCGCAAGUUUACUUCGCGCACAGCAAACAUGAUCGCAGAUGUCAUGUUGAUGCCUGGCGUCAGUGAUUUGACUGGAAGUUUCCGCCUGUAUAAGAAGCAGGUUCUCGACAAGGUCAUUACUAGCACCCAGGGUAAGGGCUACAGUUUCCAGAUGGAGAUGAUGGUCCGUGCCAAGGCUAUGGGAUACAAGGUGGAGGAGUGUCCUAUCACCUUUGUCGACCGUCUCUACGGAGAAAGCAAGUUGGGCGGCAGCGAGAUUGUCGAGUAUCUCAAGGGUGUUAUGACCCUGUGGCUGAAGGUUUAA